This is a messenger RNA of Danio rerio (zebrafish), 1219 nucleotides long. Lineage: Eukaryota; Metazoa; Chordata; Actinopteri; Cypriniformes; Danionidae. The record is from RefSeq and is a predicted model, not a curated record.
UCAAAUAGGAAAGCUUGGAUUCUCCUCUGUCAGUUUGGAGUGACAGAGAAAGAGAGAGAGGGGGAGAAGGAGAAGUAGAGAUCAGGAUAAAGUUAAUAGUAUGGUAAAUAAGAAAGACAAAUAGAGGUAAAGAUAAAUAGUGAGAGAGGCUUUACAGGUGUCUUUCUUCCGAAUUGAGCAUCUCUGCCGGACAGAUGGAGUGUAAUUGUAAUUCCUCUCUCGGCCCUUUUUCCUCAACUUACUGGAGCAGAACAGUGCUUUUUCCGGACUGGGCGUAUAAACCCGCCUGGUCUCCGGGCUCGCGGCAGGUGCAGUUGUGGCACUUUCUGUUAGAGCUUUUGGGGCGUGGCGAGGGCGGAGCUAUAACUUGGGGCAGCGAAUGGGGAGAGUUUGUGAUCAGAGAUCCAGAGAGGCUGGCUAAACUGUGGGGGGAGAGGAAGGGCAAACCACACAUGAAUUAUGAUAAACUCAGCAGAGCUUUAAGGUAUUAUUAUAAUAAGCGCAUUUUACACAAGACCAAAGGAAAACGUUUUACCUACAGGUUUAACUUCAGCAAGCUAAUCUUAGUGAACUAUCCAAGUCUUCCAACCUGCCCACAGAAUACACCAUCUGCCCCCUUCUCUGUCUUUCCUUCUCAGCUUUCCUUCUACAACUCUUCUAUUGACAGGGCUAGUAUGCAGUCAAUUUCUCAUCCCCUUCUGCUGCCCUACAGCUUCCCUAAACCCCUCCCCUUUCCCCAGGUACAUCCAAUCCAAAGGCAGAUUCCCUUCUUUCCUGGGCCACCUCCCUCAGGGAUUAACCUAUCAGAGCUCUCCUCCCUGUCACCAGUCAGCUCCGCCCUUCAGUUCAGCCAAUCUUUAAACUGGCCAGUUAAAAACAGCACAGAUUGGCCGCUCAACAGAGUUCUGGGAUUACAAGACAGGAGUGAACUGCUAAAUAAAAACCACGAGAGCAAAGAAGACAGAAAAAUAUUUCCAGAGACCAACAUGCAUUUGAAGAUUUAGUCCUAUUGUUGUAUUUAUAAAUAGUUUAUAAAUCUUUACUGACAGGUUAAGAGCAAAGCACUUUAUAUAUGUCACACUAAUAACUUAAGAUACGACUGAAGGUGUUUGAAUAAUUUGAAAAGGAAUAUAUGUGUAAAACAAUUUAAUUGCCCAAGACUAAAGUAUCUGUCUGAUAAUACAUAGUUAAAUAAAGAUGGAUGUCUUUGUACCUUUUA